AUGCCAGACCUGCGCGCCGCCGCCGGCAGCGCGCUCAAGGCGCUCGGCGGGGGCAGCAGCGCGGCGCUCGGCGGCGGCGGCGCGUCGUCGUGGGAGACGUCGCUCGCAUCGCUGCCGCGGCUCAUCAGCGAGUCGUCUGCGGCGGAGCUGCGGGCGGCGCAGCCCGCGCUCACGGCGGCGACUCGGCCGGCGCUGCUGUGCGGCCGGCCGGGUGUGGUGGGGGCGGCGUGCGCGGUGGUGCUCGCGGGCGUGCGGCGCGGCGACGCCGAGGGCGAUGCGCUCGCGAUCGACCUGCUCCCGCCCGUGCUCGACCAGGCGACGUCCUUUGGCGGGGCGUCGCCGUUUGCAGACGUGUGCCACUGCUGCGCGCUCGACUGCCUGAUGCUGCUGCCUCGCGCGGCCGCCGUGGCGGUGGCGCUGCACCCGGGCCGCACACUCGCCUCCGCCAACCAGGCCGCGACUCGCCGCCGGCUCGAGACGCUCCUCCUCGUACUGUCGCGCCAGCCCGCCGCGGCGGCGGACCGCCUCCACCAUGAGCUCGCGGCAGACGCACUUGUCAAGCGGCGCGCGCCGGCGGUGGCCACGGAGCUCGAGUCGCUCCUCACCGACGCGCGCUGCCCCAGCCUCGAGCUCUGCCGCCACGCAUACCUCGCCCUCACCGAGCGGUGCCCCCGCGCUCUCGCCCGCGGCUGCGUGGCGCGGCUGCGGCUGCGGCGGCUACGCGCCUUUCUGGACGAGGCGACAGUGGGCGACGCCGUGGCGCUGCUCCCGCGCGGCCAUGACGGCCUCCGCCGAGGCUCCGGGUUGCUGCAGCCUCGCGGGCACGCCGGCACGAUUGUGUGGCGCGGACGGACUGACCUCGCGCCCGGCGAGUGGUUUGGAGUGUGCCUUGCUCUGCCCGCGGGGAGGCACGACGGGGCGCUGCGCGGCCGGCGCUACUUCCGGGGAGAGCUCCUCCAGCGGCUCGAAGAGGCGACCCACUCCUUCAGCGAGGCGCUCGAGGCCCAAGCGGACCCCUCCCCCUCAGGCGCCGGGCGGGCCGAGGCGAUGGCGCGGCUGAUGGCAGCGGCCAACGAGCAGACCCUGCUCACGCGUCGGCUGCAGCAGAUGGUACUGGAGUGA
This is a messenger RNA of Emiliania huxleyi CCMP1516, 1122 nucleotides long. RefSeq lists its product as hypothetical. The transcript is spliced from 3 exons. The coding region runs from base 1 to 1122 and encodes 373 amino acids. The record is from RefSeq and is a predicted model, not a curated record. Lineage: Eukaryota; Haptophyta; Isochrysidales; Noelaerhabdaceae.